GUUUUUUAAUCAGGAAAAAUUUCUCAAAUCUUUCCCUUCGCGAAUCUCUUGUCCAGUCUUGAUAAUAUCAUAGGUAGAUGUAUAUAAUCUAGAAAAUAUAAAACUUAUCAUUGCUGUACAAUUGUACAUUAUGAUGACACGAUUAUGCAUUGAAAAUAGAGAUUACAUUGAAGUGUACGGAAAUUAACCAAUCAGGACAAAGAUAUCUUUGUCUCUUUUGUUAGCAACCCUGUUUCACCAUGUUUCACGGAAUAUGGCGUAAAAAUCAAUAACACGUCACGAUGUACAUCGUGUACAUCGCUCAUGCUCUCACGAUCGCUCUCAUAUUUUCGUUUGAUUUGCAAAAUUGACGCGAAUAUUAUUAAGUUUUUUAUACAUCUAAUACACUAUUUUAUUCAUGAAAUCGCGUGUGUAUUGUGAACAUUAUGCAUACACGACGUACUUAUCAAGAAUACAGGUAGAAGUAGCAUCUAUUAUCACGCAGUAAAGUAGAGGGAACGUUAGGAAAAGGCAUUCUGCGGAAUCUUUCUGAAAAUGAUGGACGGUUCCGGAUUAGGAUACUCGUAUCAUCUUCCAUCCGGUGGUUGGAAUCUCAAGAUUAGAAACGCACUGUCGCAGUUUAGUGAUAUUUUCAGUGAAUUUAACAAGUAUAUUGCGCCAGCUUAUCAUCAUGAUCGUUGCGAAAGAUCCGUACAGAUGCGUUUGUAUUCGAUGCAUAAGAGGGAAUUUGUUAUGGUAUUCGUUGCCUUCUUUGCAUGCUUUGGAUUAGCGGUAUUCAUCGGUCUUGCGGGGCCGCCUAUAACGUCAACUAGUGAACAAAAAGCGCAUCUGAACGGCAGUGAUAUGGCCACUGGUCCAUUUAUCAUGAAGACGCCUCUAUUAUCCACGUACAGCCAGCAAUUAUGGGUUAUUGCCAAGCUAUCGACAUCAAAUAACGACGACGAGAGAUAUGACAAAGGAUUCCAAGUUAGCGUUUCCAUAGACGGCAUCACUGUUGAUCGGAAGCUUGUGUCCGUAUUACCCCUGGAAGCAGGACAUAAUCGAACUAGGCACUUGAAGUGCGAAAGGCAGUCGUGUGAGGAACUGGUAGUCGCUCAUCUAGGAUUUCUCGAUUAUAGCUACUAUAUAAUUACUGUCCGCUUCCAUGGACUUGAAAGCUUCCACCAGCGAUACACGAUACGAGAACUCACUUUCUACUUUAAGAACUACAAUCCAGCGUUUACGCAGAUCGAGAUCUGGUUCCGAUUGAUCUUCUUACUGACCACAUUUGGAGUGAUGUGUUGGUUUGGCCAUUCGCUUAGAAAAUAUCCACUACAUGAUUGGUCAAUAGAGCAAAAGUGGAUUUCUAUACUUCUUCCAUUGCUAAUUCUGUACAAUAAUCCGCUGUUUCCUAUGACAUUCUUAGUGAAUUCCUGGGUGCCUGGUAUGUUGGACGCAAUCUUGCAAACAACUUUUCUAUGCGCCAUUCUCAUGUUCUGGCUUUGCGUUUAUCAUGGUCUCAGACAGAACGAGAGACGACUUAUCACAUUUUAUCUGCCAAAACUCUUAGUGGUGGGCAUGUUAUGGGGAGCAGCAUUGACUCUUGCAACAUGGCUUCGUUGCACCGAGCUAGAAGAUCCCACUUACAAUUACGUUCUCGAUACAUCAAAUUACUACGGCUUCAAGAUAUUUUUCUUUACAGUAGGUGGCCUUUAUAUCGCAUAUUUGCUGCUUCUAAUAUUGAGAGCAUACAGCGAGUUACGAUCUAUGCCAUACUUCGAUCUUCGAUUGCGGUUUUUGACUUUGCUAGCCGCGGUGGUUGCUGGUGUUUGUAGUUUGGUUACCGCUCGUAAGUUCGGAGCUGGUGUAUUAGAAGAUAGCUUUGCGUCUCGCCUCUCCACUUAUUAUCGCACAUCUGCGCAAUUCAUGGCCCUUUAUGGUCUUCUGAAUUUUUAUUUGUACACUAUGGCAUACGUUUAUGCGCCAGCACUUCAGCAAGUCUAUGGACAACACUCAUCAAUAACGAAAGAUAAUCCUACAUUCUCAAUGUUCAACGAUUCAGAAGAAGAGGUCAUAUAUGGGUCAGACGAGGACAGUCGGCGACCAUUGACUCGCGCUCCGCGAAAUGCAGAAGACAGCGAUUAAAAAGGCCUUAUAUUUUUUUAUAUCUUAACCGAAAGAUAGAUUCAUUUUGUCGAAGAGAUCAAUAAUGAGAAAAAGUUUCUAAUUUCUUGAACAAUAUUUCUAGUCUGUAUUGGUCGGUUAUACUGCCGUCAAUAAGAGUUGCAAGAAAGAAUAGGUUAAAGUCACGUAGAUAGUUUCUUAAAGAAUCAAAUACUGAUUUUAAACGAGCGCUUUACGUCGUAUUUAUCUUAUACAGGAUUCAAGAAAGACAUGCUGUACAUAAUAUAUAAAUACAUAUUAAUAAUAUAAUUUUAUGUAUUGUAUCGUAUUUAAAAGUAAAACUAACGGAAAGAAAAAUAUGAAUUGAAGUAGAAAAAAAAUAGAAGAAACAAAUUUUUUUAAUUUUUUAAAUUAUAGCUAACUUUGAGAUGUGCGUGUGCGUAGAUGUAUAUAAAUUGGUUUAGAGAGAAUAAGUUUUUAUUAAUUUAUUUUAAUUAAUUAAUUUUUAUAUAUAAAGAAAUUAAAUCAUAAAA
Linepithema humile (Argentine ant) is the source of this 2636-nucleotide messenger RNA. RefSeq names its product transmembrane protein 181. Gene Ontology annotation, molecular function: toxic substance binding. NCBI's taxonomy places the organism in Eukaryota, Metazoa, Arthropoda, Insecta, Hymenoptera, Formicidae. The record is from RefSeq and is a predicted model, not a curated record.